Messenger RNA from Bombina bombina (fire-bellied toad), 2180 nucleotides. It is a transcript of the gene GRWD1, whose product is annotated as glutamate rich WD repeat containing 1. Bases 25 to 1419 code for a protein of 464 amino acids. The record is from RefSeq and is a predicted model, not a curated record. The transcript is spliced from 7 exons. Gene Ontology annotation, molecular function: protein binding. NCBI's taxonomy places the organism in Eukaryota, Metazoa, Chordata, Amphibia, Anura, Bombinatoridae.
ACGUCAUACUUUCCCAAUUCCAUCAUGGCAGACAAGGGAGAACCCACAUGGAGAAAUGCUGAGGAGGAAGAAGAUGAAGAAAUGGAGGGGACAGAGAGUGAGGAUGAGGAUGAAGAUGAGAUGAUGGAGGAGAAGGAUGAGAAAGACGAAAAAGAUAAUGGUCCCAAAAGGGUUUAUUUACCUGGCACGCAGCCUCUGAAAGAAGGAGAGGAGCUUGUGAUGGACCAAGAUGCUUAUAUACUGUACCAUCAAGCUCAGACAGGCGCUCCGUGUUUAAGUUUUGAUGUGAUCUUGGACAGUCUUGGAGAAAAUCGUUCAGACUACCCAAUGACCAUGUUUCUCUGUGCUGGUACCCAGGCUGACACUGCACAAAGCAACAGGAUGCUUGUUAUGAGGAUGCACAAUCUGUAUCGGACUAGUAAAGAGAAAAAAGAUGAUGUCUCCGAUUCUGAAAGCAGCGAUAGUGAAGCGGAAGAGGAGGAAGAAAAGAAGCCACAGCUGGAACUAGCUAUGGUGCCACAUUAUGGUGGCAUUAAUCGCAUUCGGGUAUCUACAUUGGGAGAGACUCCCAUGGCUGCUGUUUGGUCUGAGAAAGGUCAAGUGGAGAUUUAUGAUCUGCAAAAGCAGCUUGCUGCGGUAUCAGAUUCGCACACGUUAGCUGCUUUUUUGAAGGAUGAGCAAUCUCGAGUUAAGCCAGUAUUUUCUUUCUCUGGACACAUGACUGAAGGCUUUGCUAUGGAUUGGUCUCCAAAGUCUGCAGGGCGCUUAGUCACUGGUGACUGCAACAAGAACAUUCAUUUAUGGAACCCUAGUGAAGGAGGAUCAUGGCAUGUCGACCAGAGGCCAUUUACGGGUCACACGAAAUCUGUUGAGGAUCUACAGUGGUCACCUACAGAAGCCACGGUUUUUGCCUCUUGCUCUGUCGAUACCACUAUUCGCAUCUGGGACACCAGAGCAGCCCCCAAUAAAGCAUGCAUGCUUACAGCCAGUCAGGCUCAUGAUAGCGAUGUAAAUGUGAUCAGUUGGAACCGCCAAGAACCCUUCAUUAUCAGUGGUGGAGAUGAUGGUGUCCUUAAGAUAUGGGAUUUGCGCCAGUUUCAGAAGGGAGUCAGUGUUGCGAAAUUCAAGCAGCACACAGCGCCAAUAACAUCAGUUGAGUGGCACCCUACAGACAGCGGUGUUUUUGCUGCAGCAGGGUCAGAUGACCAGAUCACACAAUGGGACUUGGCAGUAGAAAGAGACCAAGAUCAAGAAGGAGAAAUGGAUGACCCAACUUUGGCAGCAAUCCCACCUCAGCUACUUUUUGUUCAUCAAGGGGAAAAAGACAUUAAGGAGCUACACUGGCACCCUCAGUGUCCUGGAAUCCUAAUUAGCACUGCUUUGUCUGGCUUCAAUGUCUUCCGUACCAUCAGCGUUUGAUGAUGGAUAAGUUGCUGCAGAAAAAAGAUAAAUGGAUGGACUAUUUUUCUAUGAUGAGUGUGUUGCUAGCCAGGUCUGAUUGUGCAUGGUAUGAUAGUUUGUAUUCCAUCGUUCUAAUUCAUUGGUGGUUCUCUCUUUACUGCUGCUAACUCUAAAAUGGGGUCAACUCGAAAAAAUAAAUAAAAUCUGUUUAUGCACAUGUUAAAAGACCAUAAUAAUGAAAAAAAUACAUGCUCUAAUUUGUGAGAGCGUAUAAUAUUAACACUAGCAACUCCCCAAAUCUGUGUUUAACCCCUGCUAAGGGGUUAAACACAUACUUAAAAGUACCACUCUGGUGUCAGAGCAUCCCUGGUCCCAAGCAGAAACAUUUGGUCACUUAAUUAGCAGCAGCUGUAUUACAUUUGCUGCAUCACAAAAGGUUAAGUUAACGCUAUUUUGAAAGUGCCUUCUUUUGUAUGCAGUAAAGUAAGAAUGGCUAAUAUAAUAACUGUAAAGUAUAGGCCAUGUAUGCCAGCAAAGCUUUCUAAGAAGGGUUUUGUUCAAUAGCCAUAGCAGGAGCUGGCAAAGUCCUAUCAUUUUGUUAUCUCUUGCCCUUGUCUACAAUAUCAGAUGAACUGUUCCCUCCCCUAAAUUCAUUAUGGGGGGUCCAUUCUUUAAAAAAUAAAGGCAAGUGCCGACGGGACAUCCUUUUCUUAAAUUAUAUAUGUACUGCUUAAAGAUAUAGUUAAUGUUUUUAAUAAAACAAAAAAAAAACACCAGAA